Molecule: messenger RNA, 1098 nt
Organism: Rhodamnia argentea
Lineage: Eukaryota; Viridiplantae; Streptophyta; Magnoliopsida; Myrtales; Myrtaceae
Exons: 5
Coding region: 256-888 (210 amino acids)
Source: RefSeq, a predicted model, not a curated record
AGGAAAUUGCAUUUCGCCCGGGGAGAGCUCACCAGUUUGAUGGUGGGUCGCAGCCUCUCUCGUACAGGCGGAAUCUUUCCUCUGGCGAUUUGAACGAACGAUCUGCGAACAAACCACAAAAACCAAACUCCAUCCCGAUUGCUUCGCCAUUCCAUCUCUCCUCCCGAGCACGGACGACUCGUUUCCCUCUCAAGCUCGCGUACGUACGGAGAUUGCAGUUUGCAGAUUCGAUCGAUCAGCCGAGAGAAGAGCCUGAUGGAAACGAACAAAGGGGAAGACGCUGGCGGUUGUCCUCAGGUCCCCCAUCAAAACCCUAGUCCGGGCCCUAGCCCGAGCCCGAACCCUAGCCGGAGCGCAGGAUCGAGGGGGAAGUCGUGCAAGGGAUGCUUGUUCUACUCCUCCGUUCUCAAGUCCAAAUCUCAGCCCCCUACCUGCGUCGGCCUCUCCCGAACUCUCCCUGAAGUGCCUACCUCUGUUGUGGGAGAAUCUGAGUUCGAAGCUAUCCAAGAGGGCCGGAAUCUGAAAGAAUUCAAAUAUGCCUGUGUUGGUUACUCUGUCUUCUUGGAGAAAAAUCAUCAAUCUUCAGAUCUGAAGGAUAGACAAGCAGAGCUUCCCUUGUGUAUUGGUCUUGAGGUUCUGUUAGAUAAAAGAACAACACCUGCUGAGAAUGUUCCUGCGAACCUACAUAAAAAGGAAGAUGGUCAUGCUUUUCCUCAACGGCGGAGUUACAAGCCAGCAAUUUCUUCUGGCGAUGAUUACUUGAGUAGGUUUAGGAGAAAUGCAAGUCUGGUUGCAUCUGGUGUUGCCAGGAACGUGAAUAGAGUAGGAAACUACAUAAAAGAGAGUCUGGAUGAUAUUUUCCAGCCUUAUCGGAGGCGACCGAAGUGAGGUUGGCAGAUCUUGGCGGCGUAGUUGAGGAAUGGGCAACUUGCUGGACGCCGAAUUUGACAGAAUCCCAGUUUCUCUGAUACAGAGUUAUUUAUAGUACAUCCUUUGCCGAGAAGGGCCAAGUUCAAUUUUUGUAAUAAAUGAGUUUUGACGAGUAUACUUAAGAUUCUACUAAGUUUUGAAAAUCCCCGAGGCUUCAGUUUUGCACAA